Molecule: messenger RNA, 1077 nt
Organism: Diaporthe citri
Lineage: Eukaryota; Fungi; Ascomycota; Sordariomycetes; Diaporthales; Diaporthaceae
Exons: 1
Coding region: 1-1077 (358 amino acids)
Biological process (GO): negative regulation of gene expression via chromosomal CpG island methylation; protein ubiquitination
Molecular function (GO): ubiquitin protein ligase activity
Source: RefSeq, a predicted model, not a curated record
AUGCCUCGCAGGGCUGCUGCCACAUCAGCACCAGUCAGGCAUCCGGAUGACACAAGAAUGCCCCAGGAUGUUCUCAAGCCUACUCCUGGCAAAGAAUUGCGCUGGACCAAGCAGCAAAGCUGGAAACUCGAAACACUUAUCAAAGAAUACCGAAGCUCGCGUGGCAACCAAAUCAGCCGCGACGGCCAGCAGAAACUGGCCUUCGUCAGGAAGCAGUUCCUCCCGUACCUGAGAUUUGAUAUACACAUGACGCCGGAUAUCAAGCGUUACUCCAAGAUCGAUGAACGUUUGCAGGAGAUUAUCCAGGAGAGGCGCCUGUUACCAGAGGACCUGGUGGCUGCCGCAGAGCUCCUUUACCAGAAAUUUGAAUCUGAGAGCUGGGGUGCACCCAGUGGGAUGCGAAGAGCUAGCGCGACUGGAGGCGGACCACCCGCAGACCAUCCCAUCUGGGGCGUCGGUGGGAUCAUGCAUGGCGCGAGGAUGGUCACGGAGGGGAAGAAAACCAAUUACGUUCUCGACGACCGCUAUAGGGACGAAAUGCAAAAUGCCAGAGUCUAUGGGAAUAACGGCCUCACGCCUGGCGAUUGGUUCCCCAAGAUGGUCGUUGCUCAUUUCAGGGGGGCACACUCAGGCGGGAUGCGUGGGAUUUCCGGAGACCCCGAGCGCGGCGCGUUCUCCAUCGUCGUGUCUGGGCAGUACGACGAAGACCUGGACGAAGGCGACGUGCUCUAUUACAGCGGCGAGGCUGCAGACAAAAACGAAAACCCUCACGAGGUCAUCGGAAGGGCGACCAACGAUUCCCUGGUGGAGUCUUGUGCAAACCGGCAGCCGGUCCGUGUUUUGAGGAGUGCUUCAAAGGGAGAACGGCAGAGGCAUUACUCGCCAGCUUGUGGCAUAAGAUAUGACGGCCUUUAUACAGUUGUAGCAGUUCAGAACCGCCACAACGCCAAGGGUGGCCUGUACCAGCGCUUCAAGCUCCGUCGAGUCGGUGGGCAGGAGGAUUUGGAAGACAUUGCAGCGAGGAGCCCAAGUGCCGAACAGAGACGGGACUUUCAGAGGUUGAGAGAGGGAUACUAG